Malaya genurostris is the source of this 1296-nucleotide messenger RNA. RefSeq lists its product as uncharacterized. The transcript has 3 exons. The coding region runs from base 106 to 1215 and encodes 369 amino acids. The record is from RefSeq and is a predicted model, not a curated record. NCBI's taxonomy places the organism in Eukaryota, Metazoa, Arthropoda, Insecta, Diptera, Culicidae.
UUCAUCCGAUUUCCGCGCAUCACGAACCCACGAUUUAAUUCCUCACUGGUUUUGUUUUGGUUCUAUCAGUCUCUUGCUUACCAAAUUCACUAAAUCGUUCGAACCAUGGAAUCUACCAGUAGCCGGCAUUCCUUCAGCACAAUACAUUCGGACAGUGACAGUACUUCGCUAUCCGAAGUGGAAGAUGAGUGGAGUGAAAAGAUAAAUUCUCUUCUGGAUAUUAGUUCGUUCAGCCUGAAGGAUACUAACUCAAUCAAACCAUUUUCGGCAACGGUACAACGAGGCUUUUCAAGAUGUCGUUCAUUUUCGCAUGAUCAUGUGACAGGAUCCGAAAUCAAACCGAAGCAACCUUCAAAACUGGUAACAUGCACAGCUGGGGGAAAAGUUUUCAUUCUUCCGUUUGAAAUCCUGGAUGAUGGUGGCGAUGAGAAGGAGUUUUCCUCGGAAGACCGGCAUCAGUGGGCAGAUGAGCCGACCGACAAUUCGUUGGACACAGAAACGGUCAUGCGUAAUAUGAAUCGUUGUGGAGAUUACUCGUUCGCUAAAACGGAUAAAUCGCAGCUAGGCAAAGAAGCUGAUAAAAACCUUACGGUACAACCCGUUGGACAACCGAACGGUAACAUCGUCAAACGUGAGGAAGUUAAAUCAGCAAAAUUUCUGAAGGUGUCAAAAAGGCCUGUUCAUUGUCCCAUUAGCGAAUGCCGGGAAUUGGUUUGUGCGGCUUUCUUUUCCACACAUCUGAAGGCGGAUCAUUUUCAGAUGCUGCGGGGAAAACUGGACCCCGGUCAGACAUACAGCAUCCUCGUUGAUCCGGUGAUUGAGGAGUACGGCGUUUGUCGCUGUAAUGUUGCCUACUAUUUGGGUGGUAAACUGCGAGAUUUCGGUUCAAGUGAGUUCAAAGACUACCUCCCGGUCCUGUUGAUGUCCACGAAAUUCAAGUUCAAUGACAGUGAAGUGGAUGAAUCGGAACAGGAUGGUGGACAGCAGUAUUUGUUUUGGCUAACGGGGAUCGUUUCCGAGCACCUGAAAAUCGAGUAUACGUUGACUGUGGGCUCGCAUAAAUCGCAGAGUGGUUUUAUUUACCCUCUUGGGCAACCGCAGGAAAUUGCAAGCAUCUUCGAGUCGGGAGCUGGUUUGAUCAUUUCCCAGCAACAGAUCAGUCGGUUGCUGAGCAGCGAGGAUAAUCUUUUGCAGCUUGGAGUAACUCUCCGAUAGAAACGAGAAAAAAUUCUUGUGCGGUAUAUUUAUUUCAGACCAAGUGUACAUUACAUAUGAGCAUCAAACAACAUGGUAAAU